Molecule: messenger RNA, 6492 nt
Organism: Anneissia japonica
Lineage: Eukaryota; Metazoa; Echinodermata; Crinoidea; Comatulida; Comatulidae
Exons: 2
Coding region: 71-2515 (814 amino acids)
Molecular function (GO): zinc ion binding; protein binding
Source: RefSeq, a predicted model, not a curated record
ACCGGUUCUCUUCUGUAUUCGUAGGUACAGGCCUAGGCGAAUUGUUAGUUCAAGUAAUUUAGUAUCAUGUAUGUAUAACAAAGGAGACAAAGUAGUACUACCACCGCUGACAAUGAAUGAUUUUCUGGAAGAUAUAAAAAUUGCUCUGGAAUGUGCAAUUUGUUUUGAGAGGUUACAACAGCCGAAGUCGUUAAGCUGUCUUCAUACAUUCUGUUUGGGUUGCCUUCAAAACUGGGUGAAAAAACAAGGACAAUUAGUGUGCCCAACAUGCAGACAAUCCCAGAUGAUUCCUGAGGGUGGGCUACAAAAGCUUUAUCCUAACAUAUUUGUAAAUAAUAUGCUGGAUUGUUUUGAGAAAGUAGAGAAUGCAGGAAACACAAAGUGCUUUUGUUGCCAACAAACCAACACAGAAUUUUAUUGCCAACAAUGCAGAAUUUCCUUAUGCUCCGUUUGUGUUCAACAACAUAAGAUUUUACCAGCACUCGUUAGCCACACAUUACAUCCCAUGAAAGACAUCAAGACGAUGACAUUGCAGCAGUUUUCAUCUCUCCACCCAGCGUUAUGCCCUGAACACGAAGAACCUCUGAAUUAUUAUUGUACGAAAUGCGAGACCGCUAUAUGCAUUCACUGCACUAUUAUUAAACAUCAAAAUAAAGAUGGCAGCCAUCAUUAUAUUGAUAUAUCUGAAGCAUUCGAUAAAUUCAAACAAAAGGCUGCUAAAAUUGAACCGGCAGUUGCAAACUUCAUAAAUAAAAUAGAGAAUAGCCAGAAAACUCUCAAACUUUGUCUCGAAACAUUAACUAAACAUAAGGCUAUGUGUGAACAAGAAAUUGACCAAUUGGUAGAAGAAGCUAUAGAAAUUGUCAACGAACACGGUAUAAAAUUGAAAGAAAAUGCGGAUUUUAUUUUUGAGCAGAAGAAACGCACAAUUGAAAGUCAGGAUAAUGAACUAAUGACUCUUCUGAAAAAAGUAACAAGAACACAAAAUUUUAUUUCACAGCUAAUGAAGAGCGAUGCAGCUACAGCCAUGGAAUCAUGCGAUAAAGCAAUUGUAAAAAUAAAGAAACACAUUGAAAACCUGCCAGAUAUAAAACAACAAGGCAAUAGUGAUGUAACUGUUUGUAAAGAAAGGACACAACUUUUCGCCUUGAGAGAGAAGGGAAUCGGUGUCAUUAAAACCAACGACGACCCUUUUUUGAAAAACAGAAGCGAUGAAGCAGCAGCAGUGAAAGCAUGCGAUAAAGCGAUUGCGGUAUUAGAUGAUAAUGAUGGAGGUGUUGAUAAUAAUGGUGAUGAUGUUGUUGAUGAUGAUCCUGAUAAUGAUGCUACUUAUAGAGAUGAUCAUGAUGAUGAUAAUGAGAACCGCUUCAUCGCCAUGAAAACUAAAGCAAAGGUACCGGUAAGAAAGGAAGACGUCACUUCUGGGCGGGAGGACAAUUUUGAAAUCGCAUCUAGUGACCCUUUCACUGUUACGCCGGGGCAAAUAUGUAAAGUGAAAAUUAUUCAAAACCAUUGUGUGAUGGAUUCCAAGCCACUUAAAGCCAGUCUUAAACAUUCCACAGGAGCCAUUGUUGAUGUGGUGGUUCAAAAGAUAAAUGGUAACGAUUAUAUUGCCAAGUGCUAUAGUAAAAAUGUAGGUGUAGCAUAUGUUAAUGUUUAUGCCGAGGGAAAGCAAAUACGGGGAUCACCUGUUCACAUAAGAGUAGUUCCAGGAAGAUUGGCGACAAUGACUAAUUUUCCAGACAUCGAGCCGUAUAUAUGGCAUCAGAAAACAAGGGUAAUGGAUAUUGCAAUUAGUGGUGAAUACAUAUUCGUCGCAGGCUGUAGCAACGAAGUUGUCCGGUUUCAAUUAUGUGGGAUAUAUGAAGAUAGAAUAUUUUUGCCCAAAGGUACUAAAGUAAAUAGAAUGUAUUGUAUUAAACAAAGUGGUGACUUGUUGAUAAGUGAUGGGGGAAAAACGUGUGUUCUUGUGCAUUCCACUUCCAAUAAGAAUGAUACCUUACAGUGGAAUGGGUUAAGAGAACCAUACGGACUAACAAUGGACGAAUCAAAACCGAACGAACUUAUAUAUGUUGCAGACAGAAAAGCGCACUGUAUAUUCAUCUAUCAUCUACGUAAUCGUGAGUUAGUUAAAAUUGUUGGAUGUCAGGGCAGCACUAACUUGCAUCAUAUGGAGAGACCUCAUGAUGUCGUAAUCACUAAAGAAGGGAACAUAUUAGUGGCUGAUUAUGGAAAUAGUAGAUUGCUAUUAUUAACAAGUGGUGGAUUUCCUUUGAAACAACUUCUGAAAGGAGAAAUAUACCACCCUCGUUCAAUCUUAACUGACAAGGACAACAACAUAAUCGUUGCAAGCACCUCAGAGCUGAGCGUUUGUAACAAUACAGGAAAGGAUCUUAAAAGAAUCAUUAGGUCAACAGAAGAACUCGAAGGGUUAACAAUAUGGCCAUGCGAUCAAAGAAGCAUCGCAGUUGCGGACUAUAGAAACAACAAAAUCCAAAUAUUCAACAAUUACUAAUAGCAGUUACGAAUUUAAUUGUUUAUACAGUGUGUAUUAUUAUGCUUUAUACGUUAAAACAAGGAUCUUGAAAACAAUUCGUUGUUUAACGGGGAGCCAAUGAAGGGCCAGGAUCAUGAGAGUAAUAUGAUGACGGCGUUGCGUAAGCGUACAUACACGAGCUGCAGAAUUUUGUAUUUUUGAAGCCCGUAAAGAGAAGAGGGCAGCCGAAGCUGAUUUUUUGUCAAGGUACUCUCUGAUUCGGUGAUAUUUCGAAGAUAGUAAUUAUAUGAUUUGCAGAUACAACUGAUAUGCUGCUAAAAAAAUGAGGGAUUGUUCCAAUAUCACACCGACAUUACGAACUAAUGUUGCAGAUUUAAUUUCAACUGUAUUUUGUUUAAGCGAUGGAAAAUGAUUCGGUAAUAAAGUAAAUUUUGAGUGAAAUAUCAUAAAUGCAAUUCUUCUUAGGAUUAGGUUUUAACAAGUUAUAUGACAUGCAUGAUUCAAUUUCAUAAAAACAGUUUUGAAGAUUAAAAACAGAAAGCUGAUUAGAUAAGUUGAAGGGAAGAUAUAAUAGGAAGAAAAAUAAUAUGUAUUCAGUAGGGAAAAAAAUUAUAAUUGAUUGAUUUUCAUUGUGUGAAAAGUUUAAAUGGUUUACUUCAUAUUUUGUUUUAAAAAAAGGUCUUAAUAUAUAUGAAUAUAUCUUAAUAUAACGGACACCUCCACUGCCAAAGUCCACAGUCGGACAAGAAUACCUCUCGUUACCUGCAGUAAACCAAAACAAGUAUCGUUCCAACAAAACGUUAACUUUGCUAAAUGUAUUAUUAAUUUGUUAGUCUCACUGAAACUGUUAUGUUUUGUCUACCUACAUAUAACUCCACCUAUCGGGCCAUUUUCUGAGUCAACACGUAGAGCCAAGUUGUGAUAAAUGAAGUUAAAUAAUUAACAUUACUCAGAUAGUUGAUUGAGAUCAAGUUGCAACUGCCUAUGAUUAUCCUCUACUUUCCCAAACAGGUUUUAUCAUCAACAUAUAUAUUGUGUAUGUCCUAUUGUAUUUGAACAAGUUGCAUUAUUGAUCAUAAUUUGAUUUGGAGCUUUACCGGUUAGAUUAGUAGGCUCGAGUCAUAAUUGGACACUUUGUCGUUGUAUUGCACAGAUUAAAGACGGUUAUUUAAGAAAUCACUAUCGCCCGUAUUCUUACAACGAACUUUAGUCGAACUUUAAACUAGAACUUCAUUUAGUCUUAGUUUGCAACUUUAACUUUUAUUUGUCAAGUUCUAGUUUUAAUCCAGCUGAAGACGGCUGGCAUGCAACGACUAUCAAACUAAUGAAAAGAACUCGUAUUUAGAGAUCCGGUAACGCGGAUAAAUAUUAAGCCGCCGUCUGCCGUUCAAAAACAUAUUUCCUCAUAAUUCAUAAUAGAUAAUCAUUCGAUUAAUUGAUUUUCUAUAAUAAUAACUACCGUAUCUUAAUCGUUAGAGAAAUUUCGCUUUCUUUGGAGAAAUAUUAUAGUUGAGCCCGAGCGAGGGCGGUGCCAUCUUUGUUGUUACGGUGAAGCUACGUGACCGCAACGUAAGGAUAUCGUGCAAAUCACGUAACUAUCGCAUACCUAUAGCAAAUCAGGUUACUUUCACAUUUUGAAGUCGACGAAAUAUAGCCUGACCCUAGACUGAGUAAAAAAAUUGGCCUCCAGAGGUAUCAUUUUAGUUGAGUUUUAACUCCAACUACGACUAAAGUUCGUUUUAAGAAUACCGGGGUAAUCCAUACUUCCAGGUAUUGGUCACAAGUUUAUAAAGCCAACAUGGAAUCACUAACAAAAGCCCAGUUUUUUUCUUAGUUGUUUUUGACGAACCUUUAGACUUCAAAAGAGGAACUUGAAGGGUUAACGAUAUGGCCAUGCGGCAAGUGUGUGGGGAUGUUAUAGUUGUUGAGUUCAUAUAUAAUACAUGACCUAUCUAAAUAUUUCAGCGAUCGUUGGCUUCAGUUAAGCCUACUGCUUUUUAUUGUAGCAAGGAGUGUUCCAGUACAGUUCUGUACAGGGUAAUUGAUAUUCCUGAGAGAAUAGAACGUCCAUAAUGAAAAUUGUGUCAUCUGCUCAAUGAAGAGUUCACUGCACAUAACACAGAAAAUGAGUAGUAACUUGAACCUCUUUUGUCACAAACCCCACCUCGGUUUGAUUAGCGAACGAGACAUUCUAGGCUUUAGAAUCGAUCAUCCACAUAUUCCGAUUUUUUGUUUGAAAGGUAAAUACAGUGGUUACAUUUCUUUGAUGAUUUAUUAUAAUUUAACAGUGUUAACGGCUUGAUUUUGAUUUCUUGAUCUUGAUUUAUAUUCGAAAUAGUUGCAUCUGGUUUGAUUAAUAUUAUUAUAGCAGUGUUGAGAAAAUUCAAAUCAGCUUCUGCUUUGCAUGAUUUCUUGAGUACGGUAGCUCUUCUAACUUUCUCAAUUCCGAAUUUCUAACUUCACCGUUACAGCUUAAAUCAUGAAAAGUAGGACACAAAUUUCGUUUAUUUGUAAACACAUUUCUUCUGUUUCCCCAGGCAUCAUCAGUGCUAACUAGAAACAAUUACUGCCCAAACAAUUGCUUAUAUACAGCCUGAAUACUGAAUGAUCAUCAGCUCAGAUGUGUUACGUGACACGUAGACUAAAUGUUGUUUGUUGCCACGUAUAGAAAAGUAAUGCUUUUAUCAUAUUGGACCAAUUGUAAUUAUGGCGUGUUUAGUCCUUGUUUGUUGCCACGUAGCCUAGCUUCGAUCUUUUUGUUCUAUUAUUUAUGACUUAAGCUGUAACAGUGAAGUUAGCAAGUCAGAAUUGAGAAAAAUAGAACAGCUUCAAGAAAAUCAUGCAAAGCAUAAGCUGAUUGGAGAUUCGAGAGCACUGCUUAGAAAAAAUAUUGGCGUGGCGCUUUCUAUGGCCGUUCCCAUGUUUAUUUCACGUAUUUCUGUAGGCUGGGCCUAUCAAAGGUCGGAUCAUCGUAAACGUUUAUAAAGAAAUACCUGUGUCUUACAUUGUGUUAUUUAUUCAUUGUAACACUGUAUACAUUGUAUUUAAACGGAUUGUUUUUCGAAGUGCUUUAUUACACACUGGGUAUAUAAUACUCUCCAUUAUUCGAGAGCUGCCCCUUAAUGAAAAAAAAAAAACAAAAAAAAAACAUCAGGCGGAGCUUAACAAUAGGAGAAGGUUGUUGCUUGGGUACAGGGAUAGCAUUUGUUGCUUUCCAUUGCGUAGACUCUAGAGGCUUCAAAAUGAACUUUAGCAGUGGCGUAACGAUGAGUUAUGGGGCCCCGAGGGCAAAAUAUGUUGUGUCUGAGGUGUGAAUAAUGUCUGACAAAAAAUAAAUAGUAUUUUUUUAGUAUUUAAUAUUGGGCGAAGCCUCUUUGAAGCUCAAUCAAUCGUUUUAUUUAUAGGCCUAUAUGCCUAUGUUUUUAAUGCACAAUUCAAACAUUAAAGAUAGGUUUGCUAAUUUUAAACACACACUUGCGUAGAACUUUGGGUAGUAUAUGUAAUUAGGGCCGGCUUACAGUAAAUGUUAUUCUUACUUAGGUUGCUGUAAAUUUGUCAGGGAAUGAACUGAGGUGGCACAAAGGUGGAAUACAUUUCAAUUGGGUCAUUUAGUAAAUUAAAAAAAAAUGGUAAGUUUAAUAUUGGUAGUGUCAGCGUAGGGAUCGCAAAAUCAACGUAGGGAUUUCAAUGUAAAUUUUUUUUGUAGGAUUUUAAAUUUCUAGUGCCACUCCAAGAUCUGGUUGGAAUAGGGAUAGGCUUGUUUGUCUUAGGUCAAGCGUAAAGGGUAUGACCGUUUCAGAUAGUAUGGUGACAAUCUCUUUCAUUUUUUAAGUGUUUUUUUAAAGCGUUUCAUUACCAAUAGCAAAUUGAAAUUGUCUAGCCUUAGUGAGAUAUUAAUUCUACCCAUGACUUAUCCAUUAUAUGAUAUUUGAAGAUUCUAGAAGGGGAAUAGUUUAAAUAGCAUUACUGUAAUAAUAAUACCACAAAGUAAAUAA